AUGAUCGCCUGGCGAGACGCGGCACGGGACAGCUGGCUGGAGAGGACCGCAAAGAGGUUCGCCAAGACCCAGGGCCGCAAGGAGGAGGAAUUUGAGGGGGCUUGCGCGGAGCUGCUGCAGCUGACGCUGGCGGGUGCUCCAGCGGGGAUUCCGUUGUCACAACCAUGGCAGGAGUUCGCCGGCGAGAUGCGCCCGCCGGACCACCCGGCCCAGCGCGUGCCCUCGAACCUCCAACGCUUCGCGGGCAACUACUUGAAUCUGCUGAUGGUGACUGCUGCUUUCGCUUCAGCCUCCACACGGCCCUUCUUUGUGGGCUUCUGCCUGAUUGCGAAGGCAAUUGCACUAUUGGCCCCUCCCGAGAUGUUCGACGUGGACAUGCUCCAAGGAAAGUCCGCUGGUGGUGGCUACCGGUCUGUGGGCGGCCCAUGGCUGCGAUGUGCUCUGGCGACCGCAGGCCACGCAGGCGUUUGGGCCACUGGCCUCCUUGCCUCAUCCGGCCGACGUGGGCUGGCGGUUGGGGUGGCCCUGGUGCUGUCGCAUGCCCUCUUCCGCACGCGGCCCUGGACAGAGGUAGCCAAGGAGCGACUCACCAAGGGGCUCAAGUCCCAGUGA
Messenger RNA from Symbiodinium natans, 612 nucleotides. Lineage: Eukaryota; Dinophyceae; Suessiales; Symbiodiniaceae. The record is from the annotation of a GenBank genome assembly.